AUGGCGGAAUUCGUACGAGCCCAAAUCUUUGGGACCACCUUCGAGAUUACCAGCAGGUACACCGACUUGCAGCCUGUAGGCAUGGGGGCCUUUGGACUCGUCUGCUCUGCAAAAGAUCAAUUGACCGCUCAGUCGGUUGCCGUCAAGAAGAUCAUGAAGCCAUUCUCCACGCCCGUUCUCGCAAAGCGCACCUACCGAGAACUCAAGCUUCUGAAGCAUCUACGACACGAAAAUGUGAUCUCGCUCAGCGACAUCUUCAUCUCCCCGCUGGAGGACAUAUACUUUGUAACUGAGUUGUUGGGAACUGAUCUUCAUCGCCUGCUGACCUCCAGACCGCUGGAGAAGCAAUUCAUCCAGUACUUCCUCUAUCAGAUCCUGAGGGGGUUGAAGUACGUCCAUUCGGCUGGCGUAGUCCAUCGAGAUCUGAAACCUAGCAACAUCCUUGUCAAUGAGAAUUGCGACCUGAAGAUUUGUGAUUUCGGCUUAGCCCGGAUUCAGGACCCUCAGAUGACGGGUUACGUAUCAACCCGGUAUUAUCGAGCCCCAGAAAUCAUGCUUACCUGGCAGAAGUAUGAUGUGGAGGUGGAUAUCUGGAGUGCCGGCUGCAUCUUUGCCGAGAUGCUGGAAGGGAAGCCACUCUUCCCAGGCAAGGACCACGUCAACCAAUUCUCUAUCAUCACCGAACUGCUCGGCACACCUCCUCAGGAUGUCAUCGAGACCAUCUGCAGCGAAAACACCCUGAGGUUUGUUCAGUCACUUCCCAAGAGAGAGCGGCAACCUUUGAGUUCCAAAUUCAAGAAUGCCGAUCCUGCCGCCAUUGACUUGCUGGAAAAAAUGCUGGUCUUCGACCCACGGAAACGAGUUUCUGCUGCCCAGGCCUUGGAGCACGAAUAUCUCGCACCAUAUCACGAUCCCACCGACGAACCGGUAGCAGAAGAAAAGUUCGAUUGGUCAUUCAACGAUGCCGAUUUGCCGGUCGAUACCUGGAAGAUCAUGAUGUAUUCCGAGAUUCUCGAUUACCACAAUAUUGACAAUCAGGAAAACGACAUAGCAAGUAAAGCGCUGUCGGUCGAGGAAGCUCAAGCUAUCAAUGGACAAGCAGUCCAAUAG
Messenger RNA from Capronia epimyces CBS 606.96, 1110 nucleotides. Its product is annotated as CMGC/MAPK/P38 protein kinase. Gene Ontology annotation, biological process: protein phosphorylation; cellular response to oxidative stress; osmosensory signaling pathway. Gene Ontology annotation, cellular component: cytoplasm; nucleus. The transcript has 6 exons. Lineage: Eukaryota; Fungi; Ascomycota; Eurotiomycetes; Chaetothyriales; Herpotrichiellaceae. The coding region runs from base 1 to 1110 and encodes 369 amino acids. Gene Ontology annotation, molecular function: ATP binding; MAP kinase activity. The record is from RefSeq and is a predicted model, not a curated record.